UUUGACUGCGAACUAUAGAUUGGAAGCUUGACAAGCUAGGCUGAAUCAGAGUGAGAGAAUGAAACGGACCUAGCGGCACUCUCUAGGAUCCCGCCAAAAUAAAUGGCGUCGAAUCUGACCUAAUCUUACAAGACGAUUCAUGAGGAAUAAUCCACCAAGCAGGUUAUUCAGAUACCGGUUCCAGUGAGCUUCUUGUCUGAGAAGGACUUCGUGGUUGACGUAACACGAUGACGAGGAUGACAUCGAAGGCUUGGAUGAUCGGUGUAGUGAUGACGGUGAUGGUGGUAAUUGAUGAGAGCACUUCCCUGGACACUCAAAGUACAAUCGGAAAUGAUUUCGUAUUCGGGGUACCGUCAGCCUACAUAUAUCGACAUCUUUAUUCCAAACGUGUCUUUCUCUCUUCACAAAGAGGUGAAACCGUCAAUGCCACAGUUGUCACUUCUGGAAGCAACUUCCGACACGAUGUAAGUGUACCUGGCGAUCGUGAAAUAAGUGUAGAUCUACCAAGGUCCCUCACCUCUCGAGGUACUGGUUUGAAACAGAAUGUUGUAGGCAUAAGAUCCGAUGGUGACUUGAGUGUUCACGUCCAAAUAGAAGCACGUGUAAACUCGGGAGCCUUUACCCCUCUCCCCACCAGAAGUCUUGGAAACGAUUACAUCGUCGGUAUCUAUGAGCCAACGAAACUGAAGUUCACCAAAUACAAAGCAGGCUUCACCGUGACUGCAACCGAAGCUGGUGCUCGAAUACAAAUCAGGUUUAGUCAGUCAGUAGCUUUUGGUCACGUCUACUAUGGUCCCAAUGAUGUAUUUAAGUUUCAGCUUGAGGCAUAUGAGUCCUUUCAGAUAAUGAGCGACAAGGACUUGACUGGCUCAAGAAUAAAGUCGGACAAACCUGUGGCAGUUGUGGCUGGAAGCGAGUGUUCGCGAGUCCCUAAGGGAGACAAGUAUUGCGACUAUCUGGUGGAGCAAAUGCCACCGGUACAUACCCUCGGGAAGCAGUUCAUCGUGGCACCGUUUAGGGACAGGGAAAGUAGCUUUGUUCUACGGAUCAUCGCCCCUUUCAACGGAACCACAGUUCUGUUUUCAUCUCCGCAUGCAGAUGAUAUCAAUCUCGACGAGAAUCAGUACCAUGAAUUUAUCUUUACACAUCAUGAUGUGCUAUCCUUCCGAUCAACUAAACCAGUCCUAGUUCUACAGUUCAUGAAAGGUUUCGCGAAAGAUUACGUCGGGGAUCCAUCUAUGGUCAUCAUCCCACCAGUAGAGCAAUUCAUCGUCGGGGAGUUGUCUCUCACAUCCAUGGACAAUGACCACGUCACCGUGGUGGUUUCUAAUUCUAACGCCGGGUUAUCAGGACUCCGGCUAAACGGUCGUCAUGUUGGUUCGGUUUCUCCAAGCUGGAGUGUCAUAGCAGAGAAUGAUAUGUCAGGGGUGUUUCAAGGAACCUUAAGAUCGGGUGGGCAUACCAUUGCCCACACUGAUCCUCAAGCAAGGCUGUUGGUGAUUGGUUAUGGUACUGGUUACCUGAGCGGUCGAGCGUUCCCAGUGGCGUAUAACCUGAAACGUUUGUAUGUCCCGAGUCCAGAAGCGUUGUACAUCCCUCCAACAGGUUAUCAAGUGCAAUGUUUCAAUACCUCAAUGUCGAUCACGCUGGAUCCAUCGGUGUUCCUCGUCCAUGAUCCUGAUCACGUGACCCUCAAUGACCCCUCCUGUCAACCAAUCUUCACCCAGGAAGGUUUCCUCGUUCUUAGCACACCAUUCGAUUCAUGUGACACUCGAGUACAGGAACAAGGGGACACUGUCGCAUUCACCAACACCGUCUGGUUCGCCGAGUCCGUCAUCACCCCCGUUUCUCCCCUCCAAGAAUUACAAUUCAAAUGCGAAUCAGACCAGGCAGGCAUUGGCAUCUCACCGCUCACCGGCGGUCAGCGGCAACCAAGCAGUCUGGUCUUGUCCGAUGCAGUCCUAGGUGACCUCUCCGUCAGUCUGGUCCAGUACUUGGGUGAUACCUUCGGAUCGACCACAGGAAAUUCCUCGUCAGGGACAGACCUCUGGGGCACGUGGAAUCAAGGGGCUCAGUCAGGACAGAACGUCUUUGCGGUUAAUGUGACAUCUUCAGUAGAUGCCAGCGUGUUCGUUGAUUCUUGCUGGACUACACCAGGACCGGAAGCUCAAGAUCAAGAGAGUACUGCCCCUCUCAUCAAAGAUGGCUGUGAGAUUGAUGAUACCAUUCACAUAGGAGCUUCAGCGGAUGAUCCAAGAUUCAGGCCGAUAGCGAUCGAUUCUUUCAGUGCAAUUGGGGAGUACAAUGAGGUAUUCAUGCACUGUCGUGUCCAGGUGUGCCGUGGCCAGGACUCUGCAUCUCACUGCUGGCAAGAAUGCAGACGAGAACCUCGUAAAAGAUGAGAUAUCCGUGGAAUACGAGAAAUGGUUAUCGUUUCAACUGGACCAAUCAAGACCAAAUAAUUUUCUUAAUUAUCCUUUAAUUACUGCCAGAUUAUUAGUCAUAUUGGGGAUUGAUUUCAUUGAGACAGGAUGCUUAACCAACAUGAUUGGCGCCAUUAUCUGGGGCCCCAUUGCGUAAAGUUACAACCAGGGGCAGAUCCAGGAUUUUCCAGAAGGGGGGGGGGGCACUGUUCUCCCGGGGAAAAUUUGACAGGCACAACAAAGGUUCUGAUUUGUGUAUGAACAACAUAUUUCUAUUAAAAAUACAUGCUGUGACUUUCAAAAGGGUGGGGCACACUUGUGUAAGAACAGAGUAUUUACACUAAAUUUUUUAUUAUGGCUCUCAAAGGGGGGGGGGGGCAUGGGCUGCAUGUGCCCACCCUCUUCCCUGGAUCCCCCACUGGUUACAACUAUGGUAACUUUGCCAUUAUGACAAUUACCACCACGGCAACCUUGAUUGUGAUUGACUGCUGAAUGCUGUAAUCAUGGUAAUUGCCAUAAUGGCAAAAUUACAAUUACAGUUGUAAUGCUUUAUGGAAUGGGCCCCUGGUGUCUAAGGGUAAAGAUGAAUACCAGAGACCAAAAAUCCCCCUCCCGGUAAAAGAAUACAUGUACUGCAGGCACAGACCCUGACUGAAACUUUAAUCAACACAUGGGCUUUGAGAAAAGUGUAGCACAUCUGAUGCCACAUAAUAUGCUGUUCACCUUAUCCCAUGGUAGAUUUAAAAGCAAGACUACUUUAAUGAGUUUUGACAAAUAUAGUGUCUACAAGCUAGAUUGUGAUUUGGUCAGUGAUAUAAUAGUUCUGAUGAACAUUUGGGUCCGAAUGCCCUUUGUAUCCCUUGUCUUACAGGAAGUUAAUGAAUAGAGGUCUGUUCAGACCAAUUUGAUGGGCAUUAGCCUUAUAUUGACUAUGCUAUAACCACAGUGUCUCUGCUAAGCCAUAGGCCUUAGGUUAUAUCAAGAUAUUUGGGAAUAAAGUGCCAAGUCAUAUGGUAUGAAGGGACUCUGCGAUAAUGGUAU
Messenger RNA from Lytechinus variegatus (green sea urchin), 3464 nucleotides. RefSeq names its product IgGFc-binding protein-like. Lineage: Eukaryota; Metazoa; Echinodermata; Echinoidea; Temnopleuroida; Toxopneustidae. The transcript has 6 exons. The coding region runs from base 228 to 2402 and encodes 724 amino acids. The record is from RefSeq and is a predicted model, not a curated record.